AUGGACUUCCCUGGCGGCGCAAACACCAACAUACAUCUUAUUGAUGGAUUCACCAAUAUUUACUGGAGAAUCUACACAGAAGAAGCUAGUAUCGCAAACAAUCCACAGGAAAGCCCCGCCAAUGGCUACACCAUUCUCAAGCACUUGAGUCGUCUCAAAGAUUUAGAGGCUCGAUUGAGAGGUUUAAAUUGUCUGGCAUCAUGUCCGAGGCGUCUAGGGCUUUGGGUGUUCUCCCCUACCCCUGAGUUCGAAAGCCUGAAUGCUCUGUAUGUGAGGGAAAGUGACCCAGAGUCAAGUAGGAUUGUCGUCGGCACAACAACUUUGAAAGUGUCUGCUUUAGGAAGUGUCUCCUCACUGGACUUGGUGAAAGGGCUGUCGUCCGACACCCAGAGUCAGCACGGUACCCAACCCGCUGGGCAGCAACGGCCACAUCAGAGCCAACUGCCAUCUCGCCGUCAAGAUGGCUAUAGCAGUUCAGCGGCCAUUUAUGCAUCAUUUAUAUCUGCUGUUGCUGGUUCAAUCAGCCUCCAGAUUAUUCGACGCCAUGCUGCUCUACCCCUUGGAUCACGCACCCUUUUCACUGCCAUCGAAAAGUCGGGAUACGAAAGUCCCCAAAUCAACAAUGAAAGCAUCCUCUCCACUUCUUGCUUGACCACACUCAAUAUCCAGUUAACUAUGAGCGGAACAAUAACCGUUUCCGCCCAGACUGUACCUCAAACGGGUAUAAUUCGACUGUGCAGUCCAUGCGAAGACACUGCCGAAAUAAUUGACGCGCAGCCUGGGACUGAUCUUUGGCUUUGUCCGAAUGGGACUAUCGCUAGGCUUGUCACGGCUGAUGUUGACUCGUCAAAUGUUCUUUCUUUGGGCUACCCAGCCCCUGGGAAUCUGUCUGCAAAAAGAAUACAGUGGAAAUUAGAUGUUGUGCAGUGGCUGCGGAAUUUUGGGUUGAAUGUUGACUCAAUUGAUGAAGAACACUGGGUUGAAGUGGAGGUCUGGGAGCCUUUUUUCGCGAGGCUUGCUGGGGAAGCAUGGCGACAGAGUGAUGACAGUCAAUCCGCAUUGCCGCUGAAGCGCAUGCUAUGGCCAGCUCGAUUUUGCUUCAGAAGGGCUAGCUCAUCAAAUCUCUCUUCCGAGGCUCAACCUUCCCUUCUUGACGAACCCCUAGAUUUUGCAGAGCGAUGGUCUGCAAUGGCGAGCUCUCUCAAGCUAGAUCAAAUUGCCCACACUGCUCAAAACACCUCUAUCACUCAAGACCCACAAUCAAAAGACCAAGAAAUGCUGUCACCCAAGGCCGAACCUCUCGAUAGCAUAGAGAGUUUGUCACGAAUUGCGCAAUAUCCUGAUUUGCAAAGCACAAAUCUUGUUUACCCGACUCCCCCAGAUGGAGCUGCUGUAGUCGGAUUGAACAAUUCAAAUCCCCCCGAGGCUUUCACCGACGAUUCUGACUUUGGACCACCCCAUUUAUUGCAACGAAACUCGAGAAGAAAUGCGCCAGGAUCUGAUAUUUCGCCUGUUCAGAAUAGUGGCAUUGGAAUUGGCACUGGCCGAUAUGAUGCAAGUGAUGAAGAAGAUCUCUUUGGGGAAAUGAAUGAAAGAGAUUUCGGGUCGAAAGGUAUCACCGAUGCGGACUUCAGCUUUUUUGAUGACCCUGAUUUCGAUGGCAUGGAGGGUGGCUCUCGUGUAGAUGAUGCAGAUGAAGCCCUUGAAGCUUUACAUCCUCAGAGCGAACCGGAGGCGGAAGCCAUGGUUGACGCAGAGCACUCCCCCAACCAGCCACCGGGAAUUUCAACUCAUGUCGAAGCACUUGAGGUACACGCCUCUCCGAUAUACCUCGAAGCCCCACAGUUAUCAGAAGAGCUCUUGGCCCCCGAAGAACCAGCUCAUUCACCUACGGAUCGCGCAGGCCAAACAAUAAGCCCGCCUUUGAGCCCAGUAGAAGUGAAAAGGAUUUUGUUCCCGGGGCCCGAGGCAGGCGAUCAUCAACAAUCUACAGACAACCGGGGGCAAGGGCAUUACCACCCAGUGGUAUUCGAGAAGAAACUUGGUGAUUGGGAUCAGAAGUACGGAGCAGCUGGCAAAUUCUGGUUCUCCAGUGGUGGCUCAUUGGACGCGUUGAAUCACACAUCUGAAAUUCCCACUAUUGGCAUUCCUCGCCGCGCCCGAAGCAGUGCCAACGCACUCGGCUCCUCCAAAGAACUUAACAAGACCAGCCUAUCUCUGAUUCCGUCAGAAAAUGGACUACGAUCAGCCUCGGUGAGCAGUGACAGCAGCGAUGAGAGCAUCGAUAUUAUCUCGGAGCACGUCCCAACACCGGCAGCCAUGCCCUCGAUGCACUCUUUAAAGCGCAAACGAGCUUCUUCGGAAUCUGAUAUCAUGUCGGUUGCGUCCCAAGAGAAGUCAUUGCCUGGCACAGAAGCAACUCCCGGAUACGCAGCCGAGAAUUCUACGUUCCUCGGUAACUUCUUGGCCAACUUUUCCGAUUGGACGUUAACCGGUUAUUUCUCUGCUCUUCCACCUCAACAACACCCUGUAAUUAUUCGCCGUGAAGGUCAACUUGAAAUUGCCCAACUUCUGGUUGACCAAAUCACGCAGUCCUCUCUUAAGCAUCCACUUGAUGGAAAAAUUGGCCUUUUUGAUCUCGAGAGCGAGCCCUUGUCACUGCAAGCCCCCGACGACACAACGCUCUUGAGUGAGGCCUCGAAAAUGGACUUCAAGAGAUACAUAUCACUGCAGGAUGAAUUUUUUGCGAAUCAAUUGCAACAGCAUUCGCCGCCGCCCAAAGACACCCCAAAAAGCAUUAUUUCAAAGUUACCGGCGCCUCACAUUCGUGUGCGUCGAGGGAAAGAAUACCUAGAGGCUCUUCCCCCAGCUGUAUCCUUUUGGGAGACGUUUGGUCUUGAGCCUGCUUACGGACCGAAGAACAUCUCUGCUUAUUGCAUUCACCCACAAGCUGCGUCAAAAGCGGCAGAUGUGUUUCUGAGACGGUUUGGUCUUCUUUACCAAAGUUGCAGUCUUGGGACUCAUGCCAGAGGAGAAGAUUCUGUGGCAUUUGAAGAAGGACUGAAGCUAUGGAAAUCCGAAACAUCUAGUUACGAAUCUAUGAUGCAGGUUUUGAAGAGAAUUUGCGAGCAGCUUGGCUCGGAGCUCUCACAAUCCCCAGCGACUACUGAUAACCAUGUUGUCUAUAUCAUCAACCCAUUUACUCACGCUGCGGCACUAGCAGACAUUUGUUCCGCCUUCUGGUACCUCUUCCAACAAUUGGUAGCUGGUUCCGAACGAAGACAGACUCAAAUUUCCAACGAGCUUGUUCUGCAGAUAAUCCCGCUGGAGUUUAUCAUGUCAAGUGAAACGAUGGUUGCACCUCCCCAGACGGACUAUUUAAAUUUGGCCCUAGAAGUCUACAGUCGAUGUCGCCCAAACGAUGUGGAUAUGAGCCCCCUGCUCUGUGCGCCACCAAUGCUUCUGGCCGACGCUCUUCCUAGAGCCAUUAGUUUCCGACUUGCACCUGAAAGAUCUUCGCCGCUUCAAGAUGGACGAAGUCUUCAUAUUGCUUACUCCAAAAGUCUUGAUCAACGCUGGAUAUCGGUGGCAUGGUCUGAUUUGCCAGGUUCGAUACAAAGAACUAUGUCAUACUGCCUACGGUAUCGUCAGUCGGGUGGUGCCAGACCGAUUUCCGAGAUAAGGAAUGAAAUCUGGGCUACGACGAAACAUAUUAUGGAUAAAUUCCAAGCACGCUGGAAAGUUCAGCUUGCAACCACCGAGCCUAUAGAAACCGAUGAGGUUGAAGCCUGGUCUAGUCUAGCAGACCAUCACAAUAAGUUAAACCCCGGGUCCUUGGAAUUGACCAUUUUGGCAGUCAACACUAUUCCCGACUUGAUCCUUGAGCCACCAGUCCCACCUAUCUCGAUGGCAAUGCUGAAUAUACUGUCUUCCUCUACCCCUGUCUCGACUCCUAAUGCAAGUGCCAGCGUUGCAUCCCCCGAACAAUCAGGCAACGCAGCUACGCCAACCAGCGCCGGUCCGGCCGCUUGCACUGCUCCGACGCCAACGGAUUUGUCACUUGAAACAGAUUCAGAAGCCGUCCUUGCUGACAUCUGCGACGAUUCCUGGCUAGCCAUCUUAUCACACCGCCUCAACAGUUCUCCACACCUCACCGAAUUCCGACCCGCCCUUUCCAGCGGGUACCUCCUCCGCCGCAGGGGAGCUGCUGAUGGCGACGGUGUGUUUGCAAUCACGGUCAAUCUCAUCUAUUCCCCGCGUCCGCCCGCAUCCUACGAUAACGUCCUGAAAGAUACCUUAAGUAUGUAUCGGGACCUGGGUUGUCUUGCCCGGGCCAAGGGCAUAUGCAGUGUACAAAACAACACACUGCCUUGGCAUGUCGCCACGGCUCUCCGUGGACAAGAGCUUUUGAGUUAUGUUUUUUGA
This is a messenger RNA of Penicillium digitatum Pd1, 4425 nucleotides long. RefSeq lists its product as uncharacterized. Gene Ontology annotation, molecular function: transcription coactivator activity. The record is from RefSeq and is a predicted model, not a curated record. Gene Ontology annotation, cellular component: mediator complex. Lineage: Eukaryota; Fungi; Ascomycota; Eurotiomycetes; Eurotiales; Aspergillaceae. Gene Ontology annotation, biological process: positive regulation of transcription by RNA polymerase II.